AUCUCAUCCUUGACUCUUUCAUUUUUUGUUUUCUCUCUCUCUCAUCCCAAAUACCUUUGAUCUCUAUCUGUUUAUCCUCAUUUUUUUCUCUCUCUUUUCUUAAUCCAUCCGUUAAAUUUACUCUUCCUUGUUUUCUAUCUGGUAAUCAUCAUCAUUCUCAUCAUCAAUUCUCAAUCUUAGUUGGUCAGCAUAAUAUCAUUUUCACUUGUUUUCUUAUGUAAUCCAAUCAUGAUGACCGAUUCACCAAGAAAUGUUAUCCCUUUUCAGCAACGAACCCGUUUAGAGGAUAUUUAUGAAGAUCUUUGUUAUGUUACUCUUAGAAUUGGUAAAGAUGCUUUAGAAGAAGAUUCAUCUUCCAUUAUUGAUACAACACCAUUGGAGAAUCGUGAUUAUUGUAUAAAAGAACUUAUUGAAACGGAGAAAAAUUAUGUCGAUGCAUUGAACAUGAUUAUUCGACAUUUUGUUAAACCAUUGAAGAAAAUUCUCCAAAUUAAGGAUAGAAAAAUUAUCUUUAACCAUAUCAAAGAGCUUUCCGAUAUUCAUACUAAAUUCCAUAGAGAUUUAUGCCGAUCAACUGUGUCCAGUUCAAGUGGUCAUCGUGUAAGCAGUUGCUUCCUUAAUUGGAAGGAGAAAUUUGUCCUUUAUGGUGAUUAUUGUGCCAAUUUACCUCGAGCUCAAGGUUUAAUUGAUCAACUUUGCUCUGAAUCAACUGUAAUCAAUGAAUGUAUCUCACUACAUGAAAUGGAAGCCAAUGAUGGUAAAUUUAAACUUCGAGAUCUUCUCUCACUUCCCAUGCAACGAAUACUCAAAUAUCAUCUAUUUCUCAAGGAGCUAAUGAAAAAUACCCUAGAAACUCAUGAAGAUUAUUUUGGCCUACAACAAGCCUAUGAAGCAAUGAUUGACAUUGGUGAUUAUAUUAAUGAAGUUAAACGUGAUAGUGAAACUUUACAAAUAAUUGCCGGUAUUCAGAUGAAAAUAAUUGACUUCGAGAUGCCCGAGAAUACUGAACUUAAAGAUUAUGGACGUUUACUGAGAGAUGGUGAGGUUAAGAUUAAGUUUAACGAUAGAUGUUUAAAAAGUCGUUAUGUUUUUGUCUUUGACAAGGUUAUGUUAAUGUGUAAAUCGUUAAAAGGUGAUCAAUUUAGCUAUAAAGAAGCUUUAAUUUUAAGCGAUUUUUCAGUUGACGAUUGUCCACCAGCCAAUACAACGGGAACAAUAAAACAUUUCAAAGAUAAAUGGAGUCACCAUUGGAUGUUAAUUCACAAUCAGGCUCGAUUUAGUUAUACAUUUUAUGUUAAAAGUGAAGAUCUCAAGAGAAAAUGGAUCGAUGCUUUGGAUAAAGCUCAAGAUAAUGUUAAUCCACUCGCUUGCCGAACCGAAGCAACUGAUCAUGUUUUCAUCAUGUUCACCUUUCCAUCACCUACAACUUGUGGUCAUUGUGAUAAACUGUUACCUGGUCUUUUCUUUCAAGGUUAUAAAUGUACAAUAUGUGAGAUAACUGUUCACAAAUCAUGUAUUCCAUUAGUUAAUUCAUGCGGUGAAUUAACUUUACCUCCUAGACCGCCAUUACCCUCAAUAAGUCCCUCCGUGAUAUCGGCCUAUUCAGGGGAAGAUGAAACUUUCCUCCAACAAAAUUCACCGGUUGAUUUUAUCGCUAAAUAUGAUCAUUCCCAUAAUCAAAAUCCCCAACAACCACUACACCAACCCAAUCAACAGCACCAUCAUCAUCAACACCAACACCACCACCAACAACAACAUGGCUUAUCCAAUGGAAACUUAAUCUGGCCUCAAGGUACCAAAGUAAAAGCGAUAACACCAUUCGAUGGUGAACUAAAUCGUAAUGAAUUAUCAUUCUCAACGGGUGACAUCCUUUUAAUUACCAAUCCAAAGCCUGAAAUUGACGAAACUAAUAACGUUAAAUGGUUAGAAGGUGAACUACUUCGAACUGGUGUUGAAGGACUUUUCCCCGCCGAUAAAGUUCAACCAAUUAACCUAAUCAAUCAUUCCCGAUCAAACUCUGAUGAUUCAACAUCAACCACAACAACAACUUUAACCACCAACAAUUCAAACAAUCCCAACAUUAACCAUAGUAAUAAUAACAGUUACACUAGUAAUUCAAAUUCAAAUUUUAAUUCAGAUGAUGGAUUGAUCAAUUCUAAUAACAAUAAUAUCAAUGAGAAUAAUAAUUACGUUAAUUUAAACUUGGAAGAGCACCCGUGGUUUGGUGGGACAAUGGACCGAGAAACGGCUCAAUUGUUAUUGGAAAAAUUACCGAAUACAACAUUUCUCCUUCGAAUUAGUCCAAAGCAACGCGGUAAUUAUGCAAUUAGCUUAAAUUGUAAUGGAAUAGUCAAACAUAUGAGAAUAUGUAAAACACCGGAAGGUCAGUUUUACCUGUCGGAGUUUAAAUUUUUCGACACGGUUGAAGAGCUGGUCAACUGGUAUCAAGAGCGAACCCUGGCCGAAUCGUUUUCUGGUUUAAACUUAAAAUUGGGGAUACCCUAUAAAUCCGUGUUGACGGUAAAUCCAUCUCUUGGUUAUGCGAUCGCUUUGUACAGUUUUACCGGUAAUUCGGCAAAUUUGUUGUCCCUUCGACGCGGCGAUUAUAUCGCCAUUCUAAGUAAAACAGGAGCAGAAAAGGGCUGGUGGAAAGGUCAAAUAGGCCAACGAAUUGGAUAUUUUCCUUUUGCUUAUGUCAGUGAAAUUAAAGACUCGGUAAUUUAAAGUUAAUUCAACCAAUCAAAUCAAUCAAUCAAUUGAACAAUUUAAAGAUGAAACAAUUGAACAAAUAUAAAUACUUCCAGCAUCAUAAAGGUUACAACUGCCAGAGAGUUUCCAACAAGAAGUCAUCGUUUUUUUUAACAAAUCACUAAAUUCUGAUCAUCGACAACUUCAUUCCAGUGAAUAUCAACAAUUGUAAUUAUUUAACUUGAUUGUUUGAUGACAAUUUCCAAUCUUCCAUCAUCAUCAUCUUCAUCUGCCUCUCAUCAUUCUGAUGUCACAAUAAUCGUAAUAUCAUGUAGGAUGAGCACGGAGAUUGAUGGAUAUAAGAAUCAAAAAAAAAAGGUGAAAAAGGAACAAGAAAUUUUAUUUAUUCUUCCCAAAUUCAUUGUAUUAUCUUCAUAGUCAUUUUAUAUAAUAGAGAGGAAAACAAAUUCUAUCAUCAUCAUCAUCAUCUUCAAAUUUAUCUUCAACUCAAUCAACCAAAAUCAAAGAAUCAACAAUUUUCUCAUGAUCAUUUUCCAAUCUCUUCCUAUCAACCAGAAUUGAAACAAUGAGAAUCUUCAUCUUCAUCAAAUAUUAUAUUUACUUUUGAUUGAUUAUUAUGGAAUCGUUAAAAAUUUAUUCUAAAGUCAAUAUAUUAUCAACACAGAUCUUAAUGUUAUCCAAAAAUUUAAUUUAUAAUCAGCUGAUUGCUACUAUUUUUUUUUUGCCUCAUCAAGAAAUAUAUUAACUACUAUUAUCUAGUAACUCGAUUAAUUAAGAUAUUGGAAAAGCUGAAUCUACAAAUCACAAACUCGAAUUUGGAUUGAUCAAAGUUUCGGACAAUGGUCAGCCAAUGGACUUUUACAACAUCGACCAGCCGAUUGACCUGAACCCGUGCGAUCUGAUCUAAAUUAUUAUUAUUGUUUUAACCCAAUUGAUUCCAGUGAACAAAAUGAUUAGAAAACUUUUUUUUCUCGACUGUAAAUUUUUUAUUAUUUAUUUUAAUUAUUACUUAAGCAUUAAUUUUAUAUGUUCAAUUGAACAAUUAGUUUAAUUGGUCAUUCCUUUGACUCACUGGUUAGUUAAUUUAUUAUUCGUCUUAUUAAUCAAUUUUAAUGCUCGAUUUUUGUACAUAUCGUAAAAAAUUAUUUUCUAUUCCCAUUGAUUCAAAUCAUUUACUGUUAACUGAUUAACUUAAUUUGUGAUCCCCUAAAAAUAGAUUAACCUUUUUGUUGUGAUCAAAUUUAACGUAACAAUUUGAUUACUUUAUAUGGAAUCCAAUUAGUGAAAUGACCUUUCAAUUGUAAAAAAAAAUGAAUUAAAUGAAUUGCAAGACAAUUCAAUUGAAAAUCAUGUUGAUGUUUGGCAACAAUUUAUAAAAAGUUA
Panonychus citri (citrus red mite) is the source of this 4092-nucleotide messenger RNA. RefSeq names its product protein vav-like. Gene Ontology annotation, cellular component: cytoplasm. NCBI's taxonomy places the organism in Eukaryota, Metazoa, Arthropoda, Arachnida, Trombidiformes, Tetranychidae. Gene Ontology annotation, biological process: regulation of GTPase activity; intracellular signal transduction; cell migration. The record is from RefSeq and is a predicted model, not a curated record. The transcript has 2 exons. Gene Ontology annotation, molecular function: guanyl-nucleotide exchange factor activity; protein binding. Bases 229 to 2724 code for a protein of 831 amino acids.